Molecule: messenger RNA, 2808 nt
Organism: Sclerotinia sclerotiorum 1980 UF-70
Lineage: Eukaryota; Fungi; Ascomycota; Leotiomycetes; Helotiales; Sclerotiniaceae
Exons: 3
Coding region: 1-2808 (935 amino acids)
Biological process (GO): regulation of Rab protein signal transduction
Cellular component (GO): cytoplasmic vesicle
Source: RefSeq, a predicted model, not a curated record
AUGGCUCCAUCUCUCACCAGCUCAGCGAACUUCCUUCGACCAAGAACGAGAGAUCGUGGUGAUGAGCGCCCUAGUACGCGGGAAAACAACCAGGAUCACAACCUCAUAAUCCCUAGCCGAACCUCCUCCCUCCACUCAAGGAUCACACAACCAAUUCCUUCUACACUUAAUGCUAAACCUCAAGCUCGAACACCAAAAACCCUCACUCAUGCCUAUAUGGUAUGCGGUGUUGGCCGAGAACCAGCACAAUGGGUAAAGGCUCCGGCUCCAGCGCAAGGAAAGAUCCAACAUAUGAAGGGUGCCGUUGGCCAAUUUUGGCUUCCCGAGAUUUUGGGUAGCAGCCCUCGACUCGAGCAGGAUAAUGAAAUCGCUAGAGCUCUUCACUCUGCAAUGAGGGCUUGCUUCCCCCACGAUGUCGAAAUCUGCACAGGACGCAGCCAACCUCAUUGUGUUCACCAUUCAUUCGUCCUUCAACAAGAUUCCUCGCACACUUUGUAUGGGAUAGCACUACGAGUUUGGUCCCGAGCCGACGAGAAGCGAGCGGAGACAAUUCGUGACUUGAGAAGGAGGACAGAAUCCGACUUCUACGACUCGGCUGAUGAAACAUACUGGAUUCCAUACUGCUUGUCCUUCCUUUCCAGAUACCCAUUGUAUAAUCUAUUGGGUGAUUACCUCAGAGGAAUGUGGAUUCAUUGGAACAAAGCUACCAAUCUUUUCCAUGCUGAAGAGGUCUCGAGGAUCUUGAGCUUUCCAGCUCCUAGGCUCAAUGAUCUCGUGCGUAUCGACAUGAAGGAUUACGCACUUUGUUACCAGUUUCCAUCUUCUCCGACAGGCUUCCAGAACUUCGCCAUGUGGCCAUUGUUCUCUUGCUUAUCUAUUCCUAACAUUGUAGGAGUAAUCGAGGCAGCUUUAUCGCCCACACGUCGCAUUAUCUUCGUUUCCCAUUACCCUGCCAUGCUCACGGUGGCAUCGGAGACUAUUCGAUAUUUUGUUCGAGUUUAUGAGUGGAGUGGUCUUUAUGUUCCAGUCGUUCACGCAAGACACGCUCAAGAACUUGUUCAGGAACCAGGACCAUAUAUUCUCGGAAUUACAGCAGAAUGUCGAACUCUAUUCACGGCACCCACAGAUGCUUUGGUUGUAGAUUUGGAUCGCAACUUCGUUUUAACAUCCAGUCCACCUACCGCUUUGACCGCUGGUCAACGCACAAAGAUGGUUAACCGCAUUACUCAAGCUCUGAAUGGUGAUGUAACACCUUCUGGUGUACCACAACAUCUUCGUUCAGCUUACGGUGGUGGUAAAUUAAUUCCAGCUGGUCAAAUCAUUGUUAUGCGAGGAGAAGUCGAGUCUAUCCAAGACCCGGAGUGGUGGAACCAGGAUGCUACCAUGGCCGUGAUGGAUCAUGUUUGUGAGAAGAUGGGACGAAACACGGGAAUCAAAGCUGUCUUUGGAGGAGCCCAAAAGAAACCUUUGAUGACUAAGGUUUCAAUGAGACAUCUUAACGAAAUCGUCCGCGAGAGAAAUCAAUACUCCCGAGAUGCUCUCGAGGCGUGGCAAGACUUUAUUAACCUCAAGGGUCGCAUGGAUACUGAACUCGGCAAAGUUACAAAGAGAAACAACUUUUUGGUUGAAGAACUCGAAAGCUGGAAACAACAAUUCCUUAAGUUUCAAGCUUUCGCUGAGCAACUUACCAAGGAGACUCAAGAUCUCAAGGUUAAGAUCGAAACCCACAAGCGAGAGAACAGACGUCUCACCACUCUUAUCGAACAACAGAAAGACGAUGCAGCUCGCCUUAACACCCGCCUUGCUGGUACGGAGAAGCAACGUGAUGAUGCUCUCGAGGCACUUGUUCUCCAACAAGAGAUGGGCGAAGAACUCACCCGUGAACGUGAGCGCAACCAGAAAGAACUUGCAGAGCUUCAAAGAACCAACUCAACUCUUCUUCGACAAAGAGACGAGGCACAACGCGUUGUUUUGCAUCUUCGCAGUCUGAUUGGUGGUCAAUCUCAUCACUUGGAACACUUGGUCCGUACCAUCCAAAAGAGUCCAGAUAUGAGUGAGUACCUCGAUGCCGAGUUUGACCAAGAGGACAGAGAUAUGGGCGAGAUUCCUGAGGAAAGCAAAGCCGGUGGUAUGCGAUCUUCAUCAAGAGAGCCUUCUGAGCGUGGGUCAUCUCGUGCAUCGUCUCGUACACCAUCUCGUUCAAAAAGAUUCAGCCGAUCAGGCGAUGAUAUGACACCUGAGAUGGAGGCAAGAUUGGUUGGUAGUGUGCGAAAUAGCAAACGUUACAGUGCAAUCAGCAUUGCAGACGUUGCCGAUCGUCAUCUUCGGGACAAAACGGAUGCUAUUGCUCACAUCAUCCGAAACAUUAGUGAUCAGUGCGCAGCUGCCGUGGAGGGUCUCAUGAUGGCUCAUGAUGCAGAUGCCGAGGCUGAGGAACUUGCUAUGAGAGAGAGGCAGAGAAGACACCGUGAAAGCAACCUUUCAAGCAUGGCAAGUGACGGCGAGCAAUCUGGCGAGGAGAGUAUGCUUCGUCCGAGAAGCGGACGCUCUUCCAGCAUUCCUCCUACCCCAGAGCUCAGUCACAGAUCUAGCACGGCAAUGUCUAUCUCUAGUUCCGUCACUACACCUGAAAGAACGAGUCAACAAUACCAUCCCAGAGACGACUUACCAGCCAAAAUUAUCGAAGAUAGCGAUGAAGAAAUUGGUGGUAGAAGCGACACUGGAAGUAUACGACACAGCCUGCAUGGAAAGCCAGGAUUGCUCCACCGACCUGCAGGUGCCAGGAUAAGUGCACUGGGUGGUCAUUAG